AUGCCGGCAGUCGUGCUCACCACCAACGUCAAGCCCAGAGAUGAGGCUCAUGAGAAGGAACUGGUGUUAGACCUAUCCAAGGCACGCAUUUCAAAUCCGCAGACGUUUUCGGCACAGACUCUUGGCAAGCCUGAAAAGUACAUCUCUGUAGCUUUCAACUAUGUCGGCACCUUGAGCUUCCACGGCACCUUUGACCCGGCCUUUUUGCUGCAUAUCACUUCACUCGGUAACAUUAAUCCGGAAGUCAAUGAAGUUUAUAGUAAAGCCUUUUUCGAGCAUUUCAAAGAGAAAUUGAAUAUCCCUGGCGAUCGCGGCUAUAUCACCUUUUACGAUCCAGGGAAUGCAUACCUCGGACAUGAGGGAACGACGUUUGCCACGAUUUUUGGCAAGAAGUGA
Molecule: messenger RNA, 396 nt
Organism: Rhizoctonia solani
Lineage: Eukaryota; Fungi; Basidiomycota; Agaricomycetes; Cantharellales; Ceratobasidiaceae
Product: macrophage migration inhibitory factor
Exons: 6
Coding region: 1-396 (131 amino acids)
Molecular function (GO): phenylpyruvate tautomerase activity
Source: RefSeq, a predicted model, not a curated record